AUGAUUGUCAGAAAUUUACUGCCCGUUUGCGUUUGCAGACAUCGCACUUUUUCCUCUCUCUCUCUCUCUCUCUCUCUCUCUCUCUCUUCUCUCUCUCUCUCUCUCUCUCUCUCUCUCUCUCUCUCUCUCUCUCUCUCUCUCUCUCUCUCUCCUCUCUCUCUCUCUCUCUCUCUCUCUCUCUCUCUCUCUCUCUCUCUCUCUCUCUCUCUCUCUCUCUCUCUCUCUCUCUCUCUCUCUCUCUCUCUCUCUCUCUCUCUCUCUCUCUCUCUCUCUCUCUCUCUCUCUCUCUCUCUCUCUCUCUCUCUCUCUCUCUCUCUCUCUCUCUCUCUCUCUCUCUCUCUCUCUCUCUCUCUCUCUCUCUCUCUCUCUCUCUCUCUCUCUCUCUCUCUCUCUCUCUCUCUCUCGGACGCGCGCGCGCUCGAGGCCGCAGAACUGAAUCAUGAGCACCACGAAGAUGACGCUGCCACCACGUCGGAUGAGACGUCUCACCAAAACACCCUCAUUCAAUUCUUCCUCAUGACAGCCGCCAUGUUUGUGGGCGCCUUUGCCGCGGGUUACCUGCCCUUUCUUCUGCAGCUCUCGCCGGAACGAUUCAAGGCCAUCAACGUCGUCGGCGCUGGUGUGCUCCUGGGCACGGCCCUCAUCGUCAUCAUUCCAGAAGGCAUGCACAUGAUGCAGGCUGCUCAGGCCCACGGUGGCCACCACAGCCACGAACAUCAGCCUGCCAAGCGCUCCCUGCCCACCAGUGGCAUUGAGGAUUCUUCCAGUACUGCAAAUACAGCCCCACCCUUGACAGCUUUUGUCGGCUUGGUCAUCCACGCCUUUGUCGAUGGCGUCGCCUUGGGGGCCACUGCAGGACAGGGUCACCUCGACACUUCAUUCUUGAUUUUCGGAGCCAUCAUGCUGCACAAAGCGCCCGCUGCUUUUGGGUUGACAACCUUUCUCAUGCAAACCAGCCUCAAGCACCGUGACGUACGACGCCAACUGCUUCUUUUUGCUGCCGCCGCGCCGAUUGGUGCGGUGGUGACGUUUUACGCACUGUCCCUGGGCCUCUUCUCAUACCAACUGCAAAGCCUGGCCGUCGUCAUGCUGUUCUCAGGUAAUGGCAAUGAUUGUCUCUGGAUGGCCUUUGGCUGGGAUGACCCCGCUUGCUGA
Molecule: messenger RNA, 1155 nt
Organism: Monosiga brevicollis MX1
Lineage: Eukaryota; Choanoflagellata; Craspedida; Salpingoecidae
Exons: 8
Coding region: 1-1155 (384 amino acids)
Biological process (GO): transmembrane transport; zinc ion transport
Cellular component (GO): membrane
Molecular function (GO): metal ion transmembrane transporter activity
Source: RefSeq, a predicted model, not a curated record